UCAAACUUACACUACCGGCAAAGGGCAUGACCACACCGAUGUAGAAAAUUUAUACACAGACAGGUUGAAAUCCAGAACGUAUCCCAGAAGAUCAUACAACGAUUAAAUUAGUAAAGACUGGUUUUUGAUUAUACACAGUAAAUAUAGUUACAUAUAAGUGACAACAGGGAACCAUGAUGAAGUACUGCGGUGACCAGUUAAACAUUACAGACAUAUGGAUUGAUGAUGGUAUUAAUCAGUGUUUCUUAGAUACUGUGACCUCUGGUUUUCUGUUUGCAUUCAUAUUGAUCUUUGGUUGUGUGCAGUGUUCAAUGUUCAGAAAAUAUUCCACACCAAUAGAUGCAAACACCAGGAAAGGAACAUUAGGAUUCAUAUUUCAGGUUUUAUUUACAUUGGUCUUAGCUACAGAACCAGUAAUUCAUGCAGUUCUACAAGACACAGCCAUAUAUCCUCAGAAAGUUUAUGGCUACCAAAUACUAACAAUGAUAGCUUUGUUCUUAGCCUGGUCUGGGUCAGUUAGACUCUUAUUUCUGGAGAGGAACAAAGCUUUGCCGACCAUCCCCACAAGAGGACAUGGAUUAGUUCUACUGAUGUUAUGGAGUUUAGCUCUCAUUAAGGAGCACCUCCCAUUGAUCUCCUGGUGGAGCAACAGAUAUUGGUGGAAUAUCAAAGGUGAUUCCAACAAGAUAGAGUUUGGACUAUGGGUGGUCAGAUAUGUGUGUACUAUAUUUGUAUUUAUAAUAGGACUUAAAGCACCUGGUUUACCCAGAAGUGUCCAUCAGUUACUGGUCAAUGAUGAAGAUGAGGUUAGGGGUAAUCAAGGCCAGGAGUCAACAUGGUCAAAUGUGUUUAAGAAGUUAAAGAUCAUGAUUCCUUAUGUGUGGCCUAAAGGAAGUUUAUGGCGCCAAAGUUUAGUGAUCUUAUGCUUAGUAUCACUAGGUAUAGGCAGAGCUGUCAAUGUUUUUGUUCCUAUUUAUAGCAAAUAUAUAGUUAACAGUUUAACAGUUGUUGUCCAGUCAACUGAGGACAUUGCAGUGAAAAAGACUGGUCCAGAGUUCAGAUGGGACUUUAUUCUUAUUUAUUGUGGUCUGAAGUUUUUAUGUGGAUCUGCAACAUCAGGGUUUUUAACAAAUAUAAGGUCAUUUUUCUGGAUACCUGUUCAGCAGUACACUACCAGAAGAAUCUCUGUGAAACUGUUUAGUCACUUACACAAUUUGUCAUUAAGAUGGCAUUUAUCAAGGAAAACUGGAGAAGUAUUACGAGUGAUGGACAGAGGUACUACAAGUAUGAACAGUCUUCUAAGCUAUGUUUUGUUCAACAUUUUACCAACUAUAAUUGAUAUUACAAUUGCAGUGGUAUAUUUUGUAACUGCCUUCAACUAUAUCUUUGGACUCCUUGUAUUUCUCUGUAUGGCUAUGUAUUUAGGUCUUACAAUAUCAAUAACAGAAUGGAGAACUAAAUAUCGAAGAGAAAUGAAUUUAAUGGACAAUCAAAGAAACACAAAAGCAGUUGACUCCUUACUUAACUUUGAAACAGUAAAAUAUUACGGAGCCUCAGAGUUUGAGACAAACAGAUAUGAUGAUGCCAUACUGAAAUAUCAAAAAGCUGAAUGGAAAUCUAUGGCCACAUUAAACGUGUUAAAUACACUACAGAACCUUGUGAUAACCAUGUCUACUGUAGCAGGGUGUCUACUGUGUGCCUGGGCCGUGGUCCAUAGUCUCAGUAACCUACAUCUAACUGUUGGGGACUAUGUCUUGUUUGGUACUUAUCUCAUGCAGCUGUACGGACCUUUAAAUUGGUUAGGAACCUAUUACAGGAUGAUACAGCAGUCCUUUGUUGACAUGGAAAAUAUGUUUGAUCUUCUUGAUGAAGGUCAAGAGGUAACAGAUAUUAAAGAUGCAAAGGAAAUUGUUUUAAAAAAUGGAGAAAUACAGUUUAAAAAUGUUAACUUCCAUUAUGAUCCAAGUAAACAGAUUUUAAAGAGUAUAAAUUUUACAGUUCCUGCUGGUCAGACAUAUGCUCUGGUUGGUCAUUCUGGGAGUGGUAAAAGUACAAUAAUACGGUUGUUAUUCAGAUUUUAUGAUGUCACUGGUGGUCAAAUUAUUAUAGAUGAUCAGGAUAUAUCAAAGGUGAAACAAGAAUCAUUACGACAACAAAUAGGAGUGGUGCCACAAGAUACAGUUUUAUUUAACGAUGAUAUACGUUACAAUAUACGAUACUCAAAGUUUACAGCAACUGACGAAGAAGUAGACAAUGCGGCAGAUGUGGCUGAUAUACAUCAAAGAAUUCUGACGUUUCCUAAAAAAUAUGAAACAGUAGUCGGUGAAAGAGGAUUAAAAUUAAGUGGUGGCGAGAAACAAAGAGUAGCAAUAGCCAGAACAAUAUUGAAAUCUCCUGCUAUAGUAUUGAUGGAUGAGGCUACAUCAGCAUUAGAUACUAAAACUGAAAGAAAUAUACAGUCAGCUUUAGAAAGAGUGUGUGAAAACAGGUCUACAAUUAUAGUAGCUCAUAGACUUUCUACAAUUAUACAUGCACAUAGAAUUCUAGUUUUACAGGAAGGAGAGAUUAUAGAACAGGGGAGUCACGAGGAGUUACUGUCAGCUAAUGGACUUUACAGUGAAAUGUGGUCAGAACAGCAGACUAAAAAGGAGGACGUAGAUAAUGCAUCACUUAAUGGCACUCCUGAAAACAAAAAUAGUUGAUAACAAUGCAUUGGAAUUAACAGUUAAUCUUGUGUUGAAGAUGAAUUAUCGAGAUUUGUUUUCAUUAUUUUAAGUCAUUUCCAACUUUCCUGCCAUUCCAUUAUGAUUCUAUUGUCUGUUUGUAAUGGAGGGUAUACAUAUAUUAUUAUGAUAACCAGACACCCUUUUCCUCCAGCCAAAACAGGGUUCUAUUGUCUGUUUGUGAUGAAGGGUAUACAUAUAUUAUUAUGAUAACCAGACACCCUUUUCCUCCAGCCAAAACAAGGUUCUAUUGUCUGUUUGUGAUGAAGGGUAUACAUAUAUUAUUAUGAUAACCAGACACCCUUUUCCUCCAGCCAAAACAGGGUUCUAUAGUCUGUUUGUAAUGAAGGGUAUACAUAUAUUAUUAUGAUAACCAGACACCCUUUACUCCAGCCAAAACAGGGUUCUAUUGUCUGUUUGUAAUGAAGGGUAUACAUAUAUUAUUAUGAUAACCAGACACCCUUUUACCCCAGCCAAAACAGGGUUCUAUAGUCUGUUUGUAAUGAAGGGUAUACAUAUAUUAUUAUGAUAACCAGACACCCUUUUCCCCCAGCCAAAACAGGGUUCUAUUGUCUGUUUGUCAUGAAGGGUAUACAUAUAUUAUUAUGAUAACCAGACACCCUUUUCCCCCAGCCAAAACAGGGAUACAAAGAUUGUAUAGAUGUUGUUAAGGCAUGGGCAUAAAAUGACUGCAAGUUGUUAAGCGAUAUUUUUUUCUAUUAGUGGUCAUCACAGAAUCCUAGGUCUAUAAGCUUCUGUCCCAAGUCAUGAAUCUUGUUAGUGGUUGUAUGUUUUGUAUUGUGUGAUCAAUAAAGUCUUAAGAUAUUUUUUUUGGUUCUAAUAAGAAUUUGGUGUUGAGUGCAGUUUUGAUAGUUUUAUAACUUUUUGAGACUUUAUGGGACAUUUAGAGCAAGGUCUUAGAUAAAACCAUUUGAGGUUAUAUGAUGUUCUCUUCAAUUUUUGUUAAUUGUGGUUCUCUCAAUAGGGAAUACUCCUCACCACAUAUUUAUAUAUUUUUAUUAAUGCAGUUGUUCCUCUCAUAUCUUUUAUCUCUUCUAUAAUUAUGUCCGUCCUCUAUGAUAUUUACAGGAACCAUCAGAUCCGUGUGAAAUUGAUAUCAGGUCCCUCUUCCUGUUUAGAACAAAUGUUCGAACUAUAUGUAAUUAUAGUAAACUAGAAUGAUAUGCAUGGUUGUUUUUUUUUGUUUAAAUGUUUAUACUAAAUGAUAUAAUUAUUUUUUUAUUAUUACAAGUGAUUUUGUAAUCAUUUAUUAUCUAGCUAUUUAUUUCAACAUUUUUAUAUUUUUUAUCAUUUCCUUUUUGAUUGGUUUUGAUCAACUUGAACCAUCUAGAAAGAAUGAAUAGUUUAUACAAAAUUUAAUCCUGGCUUCUAUGAUGAGUUUAUUUGGUAUUCAAAAUCAUAUGUACUUUACUAGAAAGACAUACUAAUUAAGAUCCCCGUAGCUUAUUGUUUCAAACCUUCAUACAAACUGUAAUUCAGAGGCAUUCUCUUCAAGAUUCCAUUUUCUUCAGGUUACAACCCUUUGUACAAAAUGUAAUCAGUAUUUGGAGACAUUAUAUAUUUUUUGAAAGCAUGUCUAUGAUAAAUAAUUUUAUUUUAAUCAUUUAAUCCUUCUUUUUGUAUCCUUGCAUUCUCUCUUGUCUGAUGAUGUUUGAAAAAGCUGAUCAGAAUAUGCAAUUUCGUCAGGAAACACAAUGCAGUAAUUGGAUUUAUUUUCUAUAGAUUCUGUCUAUUUUAUCUCUUAGUCCUUCACAAAAGAUGUUUAAGUUAUUCAUUGUCAACAUUGAAGGUUUAAAAUUUUUAGUUCAACAAUUUGAUUAGAGAACUUAUGAGUGAUACUAGAAAGUCCUGUGAUUUCAGUAAUUAUUAAUAGCUAAUUCCACCAUUUAAAUCAAUGACACAAUUUAAAAAAAAAAUGAUAUUAUAAAAUGCAUACAAAUAUUUAGGAAUUGUGUGAACUGUGAAUGAAUUUUGUUGCAUAAUUGGUACAUGUAUUUAUAGAAUUGUUGGUAAAUUUUUAUCAUUGUUGAUAUAUAUGUGUUGUAGAAAUACUUCAUUUAAAUUACAAGAUGCUUCCAGCUGUUACUUGCCAUACAUAUUGUGGUUGUAUGUUACAUUAAACUAUAUUUAUAAGUAAUUUUUAUCUUAUUCAAUUGUUCCCAUCACUUACUGUCUAUUAUAUUUAUAUGUUUUUUUUGUAUAAAU
Molecule: messenger RNA, 4949 nt
Organism: Mytilus trossulus (common blue mussel)
Lineage: Eukaryota; Metazoa; Mollusca; Bivalvia; Mytilida; Mytilidae
Product: ATP-binding cassette sub-family B member 6-like
Exons: 20
Coding region: 174-2702 (842 amino acids)
Biological process (GO): transmembrane transport; heme transport
Cellular component (GO): vacuolar membrane
Molecular function (GO): heme binding; ABC-type heme transporter activity; ATP binding
Source: RefSeq, a predicted model, not a curated record